Messenger RNA from Castor canadensis (American beaver), 1379 nucleotides. NCBI's taxonomy places the organism in Eukaryota, Metazoa, Chordata, Mammalia, Rodentia, Castoridae. The record is from RefSeq and is a predicted model, not a curated record.
GAUGAUAAUGCAGGAUAAAUUGGAAAAAGAAAGAAAUGAUGCUAAGAAUGCAGUGGAAGAAUAUGUGUAUGAGUUCAGGGACAAGCUAUGUGGGCCCUAUGAAAAAUUCAUAUGUGAACAGGAACAUCAGAAUUUUUUGAGGCUCCUCACAGAGACUGAAGACUGGCUCUAUGAAGAAGGAGAAGAUCAGGCUAAACAAGCUUAUGUUGACAAAUUGGAAGAGUUAAUGAAAAUCGGCACUCCAGUUAAAGUCAGAUUUCAAGAAGCUGAGGAACGGCCAAAAAUGUUCGAAGAACUAGGACAGAGGCUGCAGCACUAUGCCAAGAUAGCAGUUGAUUUCAGAAGCAAGGAUGAGAAAUACAACCAUAUUGAUGAGUCUGAAAUGAAAAAGGUUGAGAAGUCUGUUAAUGAAAUGAUGGAGUGGAUGAAUAAUGUCAUGAAUGCUCAGGCUAAAAAGAGCCUUGAUCAGGAUCCAGUUGUACGUGCUCAUGAAAUAAAAGCAAAAAUCAGGGAGUUGAACAAUGCUUGUGAACCUGUUGUAACACAACCCAAACCAAAAAUUGAAUCACCCAAACUGGAAAGAACUCCAAAUGGCCCAAAUAUGGACAAAAAGGAAGAAGAUUUGGAAGACAAAAAUAAUUUUGGUGCUGAACCUCCACAUCAGAAUGGUGAAUGUUACCCUAAUGAGAAGAGUUCUGUUAAUAUGGACUUGGACUAGAUGACGUUAAAUUGGGUUAUUCCUUCAACUAAUGAAAUAUUUUUGUCAUAGUAUGUGAUUCUACAUAACAGACUGAGACUAUUUAUAUUUUCUUUUUUAAGGAUGUCUAGAAAUUUUGUGUAUCAUAUGGAAACAGAAAAAGCUUAAGUCUGUAGUCUUUAUGAUCCUAAAAGGGAAAAUUGCCUUGGUAACUUUCAGAUUCCUGUGGAAUUGUGAAUCCAUACUGAGCUUCUGUGCAGUAUUACCAUUCGCAUCUCUGAGAGUGAAUUGACUUUUGUCUUUUGGAGAAACAAACUGUACUGCUCGUUCAAGAGGGUUGUGAUUAAAAUCUUUAAGCAUUCGUUCUUGCCAAGGUAGUUUUCUUGCAUUUUGCUCUCCAUUUCAGCAUGUGUGUGGUGUGGAUGUUUAUAAAUAAGACUAAGUCUGAUUUCAUAAGGGCUUUCAGAAAUUCUGUCCAAUAGAAUGAUUUUGCUUUCCUAUUAAAUUUCAGUGAGUAAAACAAAAGCUAGUGAAAUGUGUUAGCAGCAUGCAAACAAAACUUAACAAUUCUUUCUCACUUUAAAAGUACAUUGUCAUGUGAAGGUGUGAAAUGGAAUAAAUACUGAUCCUGUUGUAACUGAUUGUGAAAACUUGAUGAGCUUUAAAAUAAAGUUCAUCCCAU